Molecule: messenger RNA, 792 nt
Organism: Lottia gigantea (owl limpet)
Lineage: Eukaryota; Metazoa; Mollusca; Gastropoda; Lottiidae
Exons: 1
Coding region: 1-792 (263 amino acids)
Source: RefSeq, a predicted model, not a curated record
AUGCGAACAUUUUCUAUUUCAGACAUCUUGUGGCAUAAAAAUACGUUUAAUUCUCAGAAUAUACAUGAUGGGUUUCAUGCCAUACCUAACUUGCAAUAUAAUGAAGGUUCCUUGUCCGUAGUAAAAGAUCCGGCUGGUGGGCAUGGUGAUGUUAUCAGAAUUUACAUUAAGAAAGGUCACUACAAUGGCAUCCACGAUCACAGAGGAGCUCAAUUCUAUACCAAAGUAGGAUCCCCAAGAGACUCUAUGACUCUCACCUACGACGUAUAUUUCCAGAAAGGGUUGGACUUUGUAAAAGGCGGAAAGCUUCCUGGACUGUACGGAGGUGAUCCUGGUUGUUCCGGCGGACGUCAUUCUCAUGAUUGUUUGUCCACAAGGUUUAUGUGGAGGCCACAUGGUGACGGGGAAAUGUAUGCUUAUAUGCCAGCGGAUCAGGCAAAUGGCUUUUGUGACAAGAAGGGUAACGAUUGCAACGAUGCUUAUGGUAUUUCUAUUGGAAGAGGUUCCUGGAGAUUUAGAACGGGACAAUGGGAUACAAUUUCUCAACAUAUUCAUCUUAAUUCCCCUGGUCAUAAAGAUGGAUACGCUAUCGUAUGGCAUAACGGCAAGAAAGUGCUGGAUGUUCGAAAUGUCAAUUUUAGAGAGCAUAGUAAUCUGAAACUUGAAGGUCUUUAUUUUUCCGUUUUCUUCGGUGGCGGGUCGUCAGCAUGGGCUCCGACCGCAGAUUCCCAUAUCUAUUUCCGCAAUUUUAUUAUUUCAAAGGAAAGUCAUUUACCCCAUUUAGUUGGCUGA